AUGACAGAUCGGCCAUAUCCAGGCAAGCGCUUCUGCCAGGUUGUCGCGCUUAAAACAGAGGCGUUGGAAGAAUACAAAAAGGCUCGUGGGGCUUACACGGGUGCAUACUCGAUUCAUGCGGCGGUAUGGCCUGCCGUGCUCGAAACUCUCCGUCGAUCGCACAUUGUCGAUUAUUCCAUUCAUUUGCUUCCUUCUCCUCCAUUUGCGGUUGCAGGCUCUCCUGAUUUGGAUCUCGCCGGUUUGUUAAUCGCGACAUUUAAAUAUAUUGGUUCAGACUGGGAAAGCGACUCCAAGAUCGCAGCAGCCGAUCCCGAAACCGUCCGCUGGUGGGCAAUUACAGAUGGGAUGCAGCAUUCGUUCGUUGAGGGUGCAACGGGGUCCAAAGAUGGCCCGUGGUGGUAUCAAUGCGAGGAGGUGUUUAGGCAUGAAAAGUAA
Rhizoctonia solani is the source of this 435-nucleotide messenger RNA. RefSeq lists its product as uncharacterized. The coding region runs from base 1 to 435 and encodes 144 amino acids. NCBI's taxonomy places the organism in Eukaryota, Fungi, Basidiomycota, Agaricomycetes, Cantharellales, Ceratobasidiaceae. The transcript has 3 exons. Gene Ontology annotation, molecular function: racemase and epimerase activity, acting on carbohydrates and derivatives. The record is from RefSeq and is a predicted model, not a curated record.